Molecule: messenger RNA, 336 nt
Organism: Microtus ochrogaster (prairie vole)
Lineage: Eukaryota; Metazoa; Chordata; Mammalia; Rodentia; Cricetidae
Product: keratin-associated protein 13-1-like
Exons: 4
Coding region: 1-336 (111 amino acids)
Source: RefSeq, a predicted model, not a curated record
AUGAUGAUAAAUGUCAUGAUUCCAAGGAGCCAACAUCCCUGCCAGACAGCCUGCUACUACCCGAGGAGCUCCACACCUUGCAGUCCUUGCCAGGGAACAUAUGCUGGGUCUCUGAGCUUGGGAUCCAGCAGCUGCCAUUCCCUAGGCUAUGGAUCUAGAAGCUGCUAUUCAGGGGGCUGUGGAUCCAGUGGCUUCAGAUCUCUGAAUUACAGGAUAUGUGGCUUCUUGUCACUGGGCUUCGGAUCAGGAUUCUGCCGUCCAUCCUGUGUUCCUCAGAGAACCUGCCAGGCUUCUUGCUACAGACCGAGCUGUGGCACUGGAUCUGGAUUCUACUGA